AUGGCUAUGAAUGAACAUUUUAACCGCACCGACUUAAUUGGAACCCACAUCACAAAUCAUACAAGGACAUGGAAGAGGAAGUAUAAACAGAUAGUGCACCUCAAAUCAUUGAGUGGUGCACUUUGGGAUGAAGAGAACUUUAUGAUUGUUCUUGAUCAUGAGCAUUACACAAACCACAUUAAGGACCACAAAGAAGAUGAACCCUUCCUUAACAAGCCUAUUAAACAUUAUGAAGAGAUGCUGGUUAUCGUUGGAGCUAGCAUGGCUACAGGGCAAUAUGCAAAAGGCUCAAGUGACCCUUUAGGUACAGAUGUGAUUGAUCUUGAAGAACCGAAAGCCAACAAAGCUGCUGCCCCUCAUGACGAGGUUUCCCAAUCACCCACUUGUGGCGAGUCAGCUGCUCCCAAGUUGAAGAAAGCCAAAACCAAUCCUUCUGCAGAAGACAGGAUGCAUGCAACCAUAAUGGCUUCAAGUGAAAGGCUUGCUGUUGCCAUAGAGAAACUUAUUAGCAGCGCCAACCCUGCCAUUGAUGGUCUUUGGGAUGAGAUGAAAGAACUCCCUGGUUUUGAUUUGGAUUCCCUUGCACAUUACUAUGCCUAUUUGGUUGACAAUCCUCGUGUUGCAACAGCAUUCAAGGUCUUGGGAGAUGUCCAGAGAAAGGUUUGGGUCUCUAGGUAUGUGAAGAGUACCUUCCCUGAAGCCGAAGCAUGA
Messenger RNA from Triticum aestivum (bread wheat), 711 nucleotides. RefSeq lists its product as uncharacterized. The record is from RefSeq and is a predicted model, not a curated record. The transcript is spliced from 2 exons. Bases 1 to 711 code for a protein of 236 amino acids. Lineage: Eukaryota; Viridiplantae; Streptophyta; Magnoliopsida; Poales; Poaceae.